Molecule: messenger RNA, 1549 nt
Organism: Oryza brachyantha (malo sina)
Lineage: Eukaryota; Viridiplantae; Streptophyta; Magnoliopsida; Poales; Poaceae
Product: protein ENDOPLASMIC RETICULUM-ARRESTED PEN3
Exons: 1
Coding region: 65-1489 (474 amino acids)
Source: RefSeq, a predicted model, not a curated record
AAAAGUCGUCGCCCCGACGGGCGGCAUCCAGCGUUGCAUAGCGACUGGUGAGCUAAAAGCAACGAUGGAAGCCGCCGGCGCCGGCGGCAGGCGCGGCACGGUGAAGCAGCUCAACGUGGGCGGCAAGCUCUUCGCGCUGGAUGCAAGCUCCCUCCCCCUCUCCCUCUCUCUCGAGCCCUCCCCAAUCUUCGUGGACCGCGACCCUGCCCUGCUGUCCGCGAUCCUCUCCGCCAUCCACGCCCCCUCCGCCGCCCCCGCCUUCCCGGCGGCCGUCCUCCUCGACGAGGCCCACUUCUACGGCCUCCACGACCAGCUCCUCGCUGCGCUCUACCCUCCGCCGCUCCUCGGCUUCUCCGCCUCCCUCGCCUCCACGCUCUCCCCCGCAUCCGAGCCCUUCCCCACCGCGCUUGCCCCGCGCGACGAUGGCUCACUGUGCCUCGCCCAUGGCGCUGGCCUGGUUACCUGCUACUCCCCUGCGCUGGACCACCUUACCACCUUCCGGACCCAUCUCCACCGCAUCACCUCCCUCCGACAGCUGCCUCCUGGUCUCGCCGUUGCCGGGUCCAGCUUCGCCCCCGGGCUCCAUGUGUACGACGUCCUCGAAGGCCGGCAUGUCGCCUCCGUCCAAUGGUCAGACCCAACCGAUCUCCGCGUUCAAAAGGCCAAGGUGAUUGCCAUUGCUGCCCGUCCUGCUGCUGAUGCCGCUGAUAAGAAUUCGCCGAUCUUAGCCACCUUCGAGUGCCCGCACCGGGAGAAUUGCAUCCUGAUGUUUGACCCUGUAACACUAAAGCCGAUUCAAGAGAUUGGCCGGCAAACUGGCAGUGCAGCUAAGUCGUCGGUGCCAGGCCGAGUAGUGCACCUGCAGGAGCUUGGGCUGGUAUUUGCGGCAUCUGUGAGCUCAGGGGCAUUUGGUUACUCUGGGUACAUGAGACUGUUUGACAUUCGUUCUGGGGAUGUGGUGUGGGAGACAAGUGAGCCAGGGGGAGCUGGAAGAAGCAGCCGGUUUGGAGAUCCAUUUGCAGAGGCAGAUGUGGAUGUUAAGCAACAGAUACUAUACAAGGUGUGCUCAAAGUCAGGAGAUAUUGGAGCUGCUGACCUGAGAUGCCUUGGUAACGACCCUUGGGUUUAUAUGUCGUCAGGACCUAGAGGGAGCGGAGGGGGUCAUGGCAGUGUUCUGCAUUGCUACAAGUCUCAGGUGUUUGUUAGUCGGAAGGACGGAUUGGAGGUUUGGUCUCGCCUGGAAGAACAGAGCAAUGGCACAAGCAACUUGGCAGAGCAACCGAGAGCAAAGGAAAAACUCAACAACGAGGGAAUAAAUGAGAACUGUUUUAGGAGUAGCUAUGUGGAUACAGAAGAAGAUGCUGAGCGUGGUAUGAUACACAUCAUGGAAGGGGGUGGAAACCGCUUAUUUGUGACCAGAGAAGAAAUGCAAGAUGUGGAGGUGUGGGAGACCUCCCAACUAUCUGGUGCUAUCUCUUUGCUUGUAUGAACAUGAUUGAACUAAGGCAAUUCAGGAGGUUCUGUUAAAAGUGAGUCUGCAUUUUCUACC